Molecule: messenger RNA, 4914 nt
Organism: Brettanomyces nanus
Lineage: Eukaryota; Fungi; Ascomycota; Pichiomycetes; Pichiales; Pichiaceae
Exons: 1
Coding region: 1-4914 (1637 amino acids)
Biological process (GO): mitotic actomyosin contractile ring assembly actin filament organization; regulation of GTPase activity; regulation of actin cytoskeleton organization
Cellular component (GO): cytoplasm; mitotic actomyosin contractile ring
Molecular function (GO): GTPase activator activity; calmodulin binding; actin filament binding
Source: RefSeq, a predicted model, not a curated record
AUGUCUAAAGGACUGCCUUCAAUAGCAUCACUAUCUGAUGAUGAUGAACAUACUCCUUCAACUUCCAGUACUAAGGAAAACACAUCUCCGGUCAAAAACUUGAUUAUUCAGAAGGAAAAGGACACUGUCAAUAAUCAUGCUACGGACUUCAUUCCUGUUCCUGAUAGUAAACUGCCUCCCGUCAAGUUUGCUGGCUUUCAUACCUCUUCCAUUUAUGUGGAGAAAAAGCGAACAAGCAAUCCUAGUCGCAGCCAGAGACGGCGAAUGAGUGAAAUUAACCACGCCAUCUCUGCUUCUCCGUCUUUGAAGAAUCUUAACAAGCUCAAGUUGAUAGAGAACAAGUUGACUACGCGUAAGGUUUCAGGGGGAAAGAAACGAUCCGUGUCCGGCAUUCAGUACAUGCUCAAAUUUAUUGCAGAUAAGCCUCAUAAUACAAACGUCCUUACUAGGGUGCCGCAAACUUCGAGUCCAUCUACAAACGCAUCCCCGGAAACCGAUAAACUGCAGUUCAUUUGCCGUCUGCUUGAGGUUAAGCAAUGGAUAGAUGCAGUUCUCGGAGAGGAGCUUGAUGUCGGGGAAUCUAAUAUUUCUGAAUUCCAGGAUUAUUUCAGAAACGGUGUUCUUCUAGCAGAGAUCACCAAGAAACUCGACCCCGAUUCCGUAAAAUCCAUAUACUACGGUCAGGCCACUAAUACUGUAUCAUCAGCCAAAGGCAAAUUUGUGAACAAGAAGGGACUAUACUUCAAAUUCACUGAAAAUAUUGUGCAGUUUCUAGACUAUUUGAGAAAGGUUCGCAUGCCGGACAUGUUUAUCUUUGAAACCAGAGACCUUUUUGAAAUGAAGAAUUUCCCGAAGGUAAUCUUUUGCCUUCAGGCCCUCAGUUACUUGUCUGCUCUUAAGAAUAAUAUGCCAUCUAUACAGAGAGUUUCUGCGGAUAGUAUUAAUGUCAGUGCUGAAGAGAUUCGAAGUGUUCAAGCGCAGAUUCGAGGUGUCAAGUUGCCGAACUUUGAUAAUAUUUAUGACGGUGUUCGGGUGAACGUUGGUAGUGACAUACGGCCAGUGGCAUUGUUCUCACAGGGUCAAAUUCCAGAAGCUGAGGACAAAAAAUCUGAUGUGGAGUCAGGAAGAAAGUUCAGUCUUCAUAUUGCCAAGACACGUCAACUUCAAACCGACAUCAAGAGUUCAGAGAUCAUCGAGGAAACACCUGAGGAGAAGCCUAAACCCACUAUUUUUGCGAGUGACUCUUCCCUUGACGACGAUUACCUUUUGCCUCUCAAAGACCCUGUGGCGAAGCAGGUGGAUACAACACAGGCAAGAACUCUUUUUCGUGAUUACAAUCCAACACUAGACAUUGAUAUGGAGGCUAUAGAAAAGAAGUAUAGUUCAAUGAUUCAACAGGAUAAUGGUCUUUCACUAACCGGUGAUUGCAGUAUUACCUAUCAUGAUGAUGAUUCUUAUUCAUCUCCAGUGGUCAUUGAUGGCACUUUCCCUAUCGAGAAUCUUAUUGGCCUACAAUCCAUAGCUAGGGGAGCUCUGAUUCGUUACGGACUAUUUGUGAAUAAAUUUAUGAUGAAGGUGUUUACUCCGGACAUUAUGACUUUUCAAGGAAUUCUCAGAGGUGUUCUCGUUCGGCAUAAGCUAAAGCUUGCACAUACGAGUCUCAAUGCUAAUAGCAGAUCUUUAUCUGUCUUACAGACAAUCUUGAAGAAUCGUAAGAAGGAAGAUAGGUAUACUAUAGUGAAAAAACAGCUCUCGCAGUGUAAGUCAGACGUGAUUUUCUUGCAGAAUCAAAUUCGUGGUGCCGUGAUCAGAGAGGGAAAUUAUCAGACCAGAAAGCAGCUUUUGAGACAGACUACAAGGGUUAUCCAAUUGCAAAGUUUAAUUAGAGGAAUUAUAUUCCGUGGUCUGCUAAGAAGGCACGGCUCUGAUGCUACAAGACUUAAGCGUCCGCGUUAUAAGACUAUCAUUAGGGCUCCAAGAUUGGAGAGUAAAAGGAAAAGACCACCUGAAAAGCAUCAGGAUAGAAAAUCAUAUCGGAUGCAUGACUGGGAUAUGAUGAUUUAUGAACAUGAGGAUUCUUGGAACAGCUUAAGUUUGAUUGCAAAGGGAUAUCUUGUCAGGCGACGUAUUGAACAGACUAAGAACCGUCUUCGCAGGAGAGGAGCUGGGGUCAUUGCAUUGCAAUCUACGUUUCGUGGUGUUCUUACGCGCUUUUAUAUUGCAGUGGGACUAGAGAGGUUAGAAAAUAAGUCUCCAGAGAUUGUGCUGUUUCAAUCAAGGAUAAGGGGUGCUCUGAAAAGAAAGAAGAUUAAACAGAGGGAAGCCUGGUUCCAGAGGCCAGAGAAUAUCGCCAGGAUCUGCAAGAUUCAAAACUUCGUUCGUGGAUCUAUAGCUGCAACCGAUUACAAGUCGUUAAUCAACGAAAGGAAUCCACCUCUGAAAGCUAUUAGAAAUUAUAUCGGCUUAUUGAGCGGUUCUGAUAUCGACCUGGAAGAUGAGAUAAGCAUAGAGAAGUACAAACGUAAGAUUACUUCAGAGACAAAGCACAUAGAGAAGUGGGAGCAUGAUUUGAAACAGCUUGGUGUGAAGCUUCAGCUAUUGAAAAAGAAUCGGAUCUCUUUGGAAGAAGUCGUUCGCUUCAGAGACAACAACCUUAACUUGAGUGACUAUUCGCAGAGUUUGAAUGAUCUGAUGAAUAAAAGUAUCUCUUCCAAUCCAUCUAAAAUUGUGGAUAAGUCCUGUAAGAACUUGCUUGAACUCUACGGGAAGAUAUUUUAUCUUUUGCAAACCAAGCCUGAUUACUUUGCUGGAUUAAUGCAUUGUGUCGAUUUCAACGGCCUUAAAGAUACAAUCAGGUCAAAACAUGUGGAGGAUUGGGUCCUGAAAGUGUUCAAUUAUUCUUCAUUCGUUCAAGAAACUUCGAAUGGCUCCACUAGAGAAGAGUUUCUGCUUAUGAAACUUAUUCUUGCUACUUCUUUCAAGUUUUUCCUUGAGGUUGGAAACAAGAAGAAUUUCCAUGACUUCUUGAAGGCCAGGCAGGAUCUUCUGCAUUAUGAGCCUAAGCAUUGGGAAAGGAUUUUACUAUGCUAUGUCAACCUUCCAAGACAGAGACUCAUGGCCAAAAAUCUUUUCAGCGGUGCAAUCCUUCGAGUUACUUCAGAUAGUGAUUCUUGGUAUGAGCCCGAUCCUCAAAAGAUAUAUAAGAGGGUGGUAGAGAAUGACGAAGAAGAGGGGAGGAUCACGUUAAAGAACUUCGAUAGAGAAGAUCCAAUUGAUGACCCUGAGACGAGGCAACAGUUUGUAAAGAAUUUAAGCGAAUUAAGAGAGGCCUCCUACGAUAUCAUGAAGUCUAUUGGGGAGUCUGUGGUUAAGGUUCCGAAUUACAUGAGAUGUGUUUGCAAGGAGAUGUAUCAACAGUUGAAAGAUCAGUUCCCCGGCGAGUCUGAGAAAUACUAUUUGAGUACUGUGGGAUCUGUGUUUUUUAGAUCCUAUGUCAUUCCUUUGUUUACCAGGCCCGAAGAUUAUGGUAUCAAUGUUGCUGGAGUCAGCGAUGAACUAGAAAAAGUGGCCACUGUAAUGUCGAAUCUUGAACAGGUUGCUAAAGUUUUGAACCAACUUGUUUGCAUGAGGCCGUUCCCACCAUCUGAGGUUUAUCUCCAACCAUUGAACCCAUUUAUAGAGGAGUUUACUGAAGGAGUGAGAGUUAUCAUCAAGGAUCUCAUCAACGUUUCACCGAUUGAUGAGUGCUACCAUAUGAGUUCUGUGUACGAUGAUGUUGCCUCACAUAAUAAGCCCAUAUUAAGUAUGGCUUCGGAGGAUGUACUCGACCUCAUCGGCUAUUUGAGAACAAACAUCGAUUUUGUGGCUCCAGAAAGGAAUGAUCUCCUUCGAUAUUUGCUUCUUGGAGCGGGCGAACUUUCUUCCAAUCAUCGGAAAUUAGAGACUGUGCGAGGAUUCCUUAACUUGAAACUUCAACCGAUUACUGAGAGUACGAACUCAGAGGAUCUAGAAAUAAAAACACUGAUUAUGGAAGCCAAAAGAUAUAUUAUAUAUAUUUUGCAGGUUCAGGAUGGUGAGGACCUCUUGGAUCUAUUACUAUCUGAGAUUACACCCCAGGAUGAAUUGAGGUUUAAGGAGAUUGUGAAGGAGGAAAAGAAGAUGAUCAGGGAGGUGAGCGGAUUGGAAUCUGUGUUUGAGAAACAGGCCCUUGAUGAUAUCUACAACUCAACAUAUCCUCAAGUAAAGAAGCAUGCCAUUGAGCUGGUUCUUGAUCUUGAACAUAAGGGUAUCGUAACCAGAUCUGAUUGUUAUCAGCCCCUUUUGAACGAGAUAUCCAAGGAUAUCAAGAACAAAAAGGUACAGAAGGAGGAUAGAGAAAGAAGACUUAAGGUGGUGGUUGAUACCUUGAAGAAGCUAACCCAGAAGGAAAGGACAUGCUCAAAGCUGUAUGCGGAAUACAUCAAAGACAUCGAUAAGUUCAUGCUUAAUUUACAGAAUCAAAGUGCAAGCAGGAAAAAGUCGUUCUUUUCAAGGCUAUUCUCAAAACAAUAUUACUACCAACUGAGACUCAAGAGGAAAAAGGGAUAUAUUCCACGAUUUGGCUCUUUUAAAUAUGACGGCAAGUAUUUGAAGGAUGGGGGAAUUAUCGAAAAUAUCUCAUCAUCAACGCGGGCUACUGUGAAGCCAGGCAGGAUCAACUUUAUGUUUAGUUGUGAGCAGCAAGGAAAGUUCAUCAUUGAUGUGUCGAACAAUUCGGUGGACAUUACGGGCUUAGAGACUUUAACAUUAGACGACUUGUUAGAUUAUCAAUAUGAAAACAAGAAGCAGUUCGAACUAUUUGGAGGUUGUGUGACGAUGAACACAGAUAAGUUUGUGGCGUUUAUCUUUAAGAAGUUCUUUGAGGUGAAGGAGUGA